Messenger RNA from Paramacrobiotus metropolitanus, 1614 nucleotides. Its product is annotated as guanylate cyclase 2G-like. The coding region runs from base 1 to 1614 and encodes 537 amino acids. The record is from RefSeq and is a predicted model, not a curated record. The transcript has 14 exons. Lineage: Eukaryota; Metazoa; Tardigrada; Eutardigrada; Parachela; Macrobiotidae.
AUGUCGGUCGAAGCUGCUGCGGAGACGUAUAGGGAGUCGAUGAACAUCUCUUUGAAACUGCUUUAUGAUGACAGUUACCGGACAUGUGAUGACACAGCUGCUAAUACCGCCUGGAUGUUGGCGGAAUACAUGAACAAACGUCUUGACCAUAAAAUUCGAAGUAACGAGUGUACAGCCGUCGUUGCCGUAGGAUGUGGGGGUUUUAUUAAUCCGGCCUACCUUGCAAAAGAAUGGAAUGUUCCUAUAUUUUCUACCGGAGUAAUGCAGCAAAUCGAAGUUAAUCCCAUACAGUUUCCAUCCGCUAUCGCUUUAAGCGGCACUUACGAAGGUUUUGCUACGGUAUUUAUGCAGCUCUUCCGUAUGAACCGUUGGUACCAUGUUACCGCUCUUCUCGAUACUGCGGCCACCAAUGUCAUUUACGUCAACACGGCCAAUACCCUUCAACGGCAAACAAAAGCUGAUGCGUCCAAAAGUUUUCAGUUUCAGAUUCUGCGGUUUAAUGCGACCCGAUUUGACAGCGUGCAGCCGGUACUUGACGUUGCUAGAACGAGAAGCAGAAUUAUUAUUCUUUUUUGCCAUGCAAAAAUUGGAAUUGAGAUUUUGAGACUGGCAGAGUCGUUUCAAAUGGUCAACAAGGAAUAUGUAUAUCUGAUGCUCCAACCGUCCCAAGUGGACAUUUAUGGAAAGCUUAAUCUGUUUUCUAGCCCUCCUGCAUCGAUGUCUCAAACAUUUACAAAUUUUAUUUAUCUGACGACUCAUCACACUGGAGGGUCUCUGCUUGAUGACCUUAACCAGCGCAUUGCCAACCGCACACUGGAAGAAUAUAAUAUUUCCUUCACGACCGAUGCACCGCCACUGGAUUUGUAUGGCACCCGAGGAGCUUACGAUGCUGUGAGCUUGUGGACAGCGGCUGUAAAUCGCUCUUCGUCAUGCGACGGUAUUUCGUUGGCGAGCAAAAUUAAAAAUCAUCUGUUCGAUCUGGAAACUGGCUUAACAUUUAUCCGGCCGGAUGCCACUCGAUUGUUGGAUAUGGAUAUUUACGUGUACGAUGGGAAGGCGCGGGAGUUAACGCUGUUCAUGUGGUACGAUUCAGCAGCGGAUAGGCUAAUCUGGACUAAGCCACAAACACACCAGGAAAAUUUUUCCAAUCCGCUGCUGAAUCCGGUUCGGGAUAUUCCCGCCUGCGGAUUUUUGGGAACAGAUGCAGCCUGUGCGCAAGGGACAAUGGACAAAACGACAAUGGUUAUUCUAGCAGUUGUGAUUGUCGUAUUCAGUUUGACCACCAGCGUGCUUGCAACCAAAUUGAUCGUGCGGCAUAAAAGAGAGUUAUGGUGGCUAAUUACGGAGGACAGUAUUCCCCGUCGAACUGUGACAUUCAACAAUAAUCCGGCCAAUUAUAAAUCCGAGUUCCGCGGUCGUACCGUGACAUUUAACGAUCAUCCGACGAAUUACAAAUCUGAGUUCCGCGGUAACCCCGUUUGGAUUUACACGCACCCUUCUAAUCACAGCAGAGAAUUGUCAGUUAAAAUUCUGAACAAAGUCAGCGCUCUGAGAAAGCUUGUCCACGUUAACCACGAUAACAUCGCCAAAUUCAUGGUUCCCUGCGUACGUUAG